Messenger RNA from Sorex fumeus (smoky shrew), 873 nucleotides. RefSeq names its product coiled-coil-helix-coiled-coil-helix domain containing 2 (gene CHCHD2). The transcript is spliced from 4 exons. The record is from RefSeq and is a predicted model, not a curated record. The coding region runs from base 110 to 577 and encodes 155 amino acids. Gene Ontology annotation, molecular function: sequence-specific DNA binding. Gene Ontology annotation, biological process: positive regulation of transcription by RNA polymerase II; mitochondrion organization. Lineage: Eukaryota; Metazoa; Chordata; Mammalia; Eulipotyphla; Soricidae. Gene Ontology annotation, cellular component: mitochondrion; nucleus.
GCUAGCCCCGCCCCCCGCCUUCCGCCGUCCUAGUCUGCGGCCGCCUCUGAAGACCCCGAGGGUUCCUCAGUUUCGCGCUUGUAGACGCCGAGUUUCCUGUGCCGUUAUCAUGCCGCGUGGAAGCCGAAGUCGCACCUCCCGCGUGGCCCCUCCGGCCAGCCGGGCACCACAGAUGAGAGCUGCACCCCGGCCAGCACCAGUGGCUCAGCCACCAGCUGCGGCUCCGCCAUCUGCUGUGGGCUCCCCAGCGGCUGCCCCCCGCCAGCCUGGCCUCAUGGCCCAGAUGGCGAGCACUGCAGCUGGUGUGGCCGUGGGCUCUGCUGUUGGCCACACUAUCGGUCAUGCCAUCACUGGGGGCUUCAGUGGAGGAAGUACUGCUGAGCCCGCAAGGCCUGAUAUCACUUACCAGGAACCGCAGGGAACUCAGCCGGCUUACCAGCAGCAGCAGCAGUUUGGGCCCUGCCACUAUGAAAUGAAACAGUUUUUGGAGUGUGCCCAGAACCAGGGUGAUCUUAAACUUUGUGAGGGUUUCAGUGAGGUGUUGAAGCAGUGCAGAUUUGCAAACGGAUUAGCCUAAUCAAGAAGUUGAAGACAUGGAAAAUCACCACUCAUGACCAGUUAAUUUAGCAUAAAAAUGUCAUUAGUAGUAAAAUGCAAAGGGUGAAGCCACCGAUAAAGCCUAUUCUCAGUAGCUUCCUUGCUUCCAAAAAUUUGCAUGGAAUAGGUAUUAUUCUCUCACCCACAGGCUGGUCCAUGAGUUGGUACUGAGUUUGGGGCUGAGCAAAUGCUUGUGUGGCUUCCCUAAACACCAUUACAAAAACCAGCUUUUGUAAUGUUACAGUGUAUUGAUUAGAAUAAAGUGAUUUUCUUCCA